Messenger RNA from Acanthamoeba castellanii str. Neff, 2064 nucleotides. RefSeq lists its product as uncharacterized. The coding region runs from base 1 to 2064 and encodes 687 amino acids. Lineage: Eukaryota; Discosea; Longamoebia; Acanthamoebidae. The record is from RefSeq and is a predicted model, not a curated record. The transcript has 4 exons.
AUGGUGGGCCGCCUGACGCGGGCCCUGCUCACGCAACCGUUCGAGUGGCUGACGGCCGCCGACAACGAUGUCUCCACCACGACGGCGGACGAGAGGGUGGGCGAGCUGACGGCGUGGGUCAAGGCGCGCCUGCGCCCCACCCUCCGCCGCUCCCCGCCCUCACUGCAGCACCACCCCUGCAGCGAUCCAUCGUCAUCGUCGGACGAAGAGGCGAGCGGCCGCGAUGACGAUGACGACGAUGACGACGACGAUGCCGAUGACGACGACAACGCUGACGAUGACGACGAAGAGGAAGAUGUCAAGCGGGCGGCGAACGAGCGGAAGAGGAAUAAGAAGAGGAAGCAGAAGGCUGUCGAUGUCGAGUGGGAGGUGCAGAUGAAGUCGGUGCAGCUGGUGGCCGCGCUCGGCGUGAUCUGCGGCAAGAACCUCCCGCGGCGCUUCAUCGCCGACGCCCCGCUGCCCGCGACCACCACGUCCAGCCCCGCGCAGCGCAGCGCCAGCGCGUCGCAGCCCGUCAGGACCACCGUGACGGCGGCCGGCAGCAGCAGGACGAAGGCGCGCGCCGCCUACGCCGAGCCCGCCGACGCGGAGGGCGCGCUGAGCGACCUGCUCAUGGACGUGAUCCGCACGGUGAACGACGUUGAGAGGAACAACACGGACUCGGCGGAGGAGGGGAAGGAGGAGGAGGCGAGGGAGAGGCGGAGCGCGCUGCGGGUGGAGGCGCUGGAGGCGCUGGCCGUGGUGUGCUUCAUCUUGGAUGAUGCGCGCAUCACGAGCGACGUGUGUCGGUUCGUGGCCGAGUGCUAUCUGCGGAGCGACGGUGCGCGCGGCGAUGGGGCCGAGGUCGAUGAGCUCUGGGCGGCCUACGGCGCGCAUGACUCGAGAGAGGAGAACAGCAGCGACGAAGACAGUGACGACGACAGCGACAGCGAAGAGAAAAGCGAAAGCGAAAGCGAAGAGACAGAGAAUGAGCCAUCCGGCGAUGAAGCGGAGGACGAAAGCGACAGCGAAGAGAAACCCGAGGGGAGGCGACACACAAGCCGACGCAGCCGGGCGAUUCCAGCGAUCGAUGCGGCCGAACUGGCGGAGGCGCUGCGCGUGUGGACCUUCCUGCUGAGCCUUCUGCCGCAGAACGAGCUCGUGUGCGAGCUGGUCGGACCGCACAAGCGCGUGCUCGUCGAAUUGGUCUUGCUCGACACCGAUCCCAGCACCGACAUCACCGCGUCGUCGGAAGUGCGAAUGCACGCGGCCGUCGUGCUUACUGUCCUCGCUCUCAGCUCUGGUGAUGAUGAUGCAGACGAAGAUGAAGAAGAUGAUGAGCAACAUUCGCUUGACAGCGACGUCAUGACGAACGGCGACAAGCACCGCCUGGUGGCGAUGUGCAUGGAAAAGGCGCGGGCGAGAGCAGGCGAGCGGGUGCGCGGACGCGAACGGAGGCUGAGCCAAAAGCGCGAGCGGGCCUGGUUCCGCGGCCUCGCCGCCCAACUGGUCGACAGUCUCACCACCUCGGCCGCCGCCGUCGCGGGCUCUGCCGCCGGCAUCGCAACGGCCACGGCGCGCAAGGCCAAGCGAGACGAGAGCGGAUGCGAGGACUACUUUCAUCGACAGAAGCAGCACGCAUCGAAGUCGGCGGCGGGGACGCCGGGUCCGCGCAAGGUGGAGACUCACGUCAUCUUCAAGACGCAGCACCCGUAUUACUACUCGACCAUCAGCGAGCGAGGGCCGAUCCACCUUAACCAGCUCGACGGGUGGCGCUGGCGCCAUGCGCAUCAGCAGGUGCGGGAGGCUACGAAGCUCCUGCCGGCGGGGAGCUGCGGCGCAGAUACUGCCUGGCAGCACCUGCUGCUCGGUCAAAUCCAGCUGCUCAAGACCAACAAGGCCACCCUGAAAGGCCAGAAGACGCAGACCAAACGGUACCGCCGGCUCACCCAACGGAAUCAGUUGGGCGAAGACCAGUACCGCCAGGACAAGCGCGGGUAUGUCCAGCAUCAGUCGCUCACCCGGUGGAAGAAGAGCAUCACCAGUGAGUGGCAGGCCACCAGCAACGCCUACUUCGCCUGGUAG